Messenger RNA from Miscanthus lutarioriparius, 951 nucleotides. Lineage: Eukaryota; Viridiplantae; Streptophyta; Magnoliopsida; Poales; Poaceae. The record is from the annotation of a GenBank genome assembly.
AUGGGGGCUUCUUUGUUGUUGCAAGACCGGACGAGCCGGAGCAACUCUAGCUUCUGGACCACCAACUCGCAGCCCGUCUGGAAGAACAAUUGGGCUCUCACUGACGGACAGCAAGUCUUUUUUCUACUUCUUGUAUUGUUAUAUUUAACAUAUGAGAUGCAGUCCUUCAAUCAUUGGACGGAUAGGCGACCAAGAUCAUGUGAUGUCUCAAAUGACAUCGAGAGUCAGCCCCCUGCAGAAAAGAGGAUAAGGGUCCGCAAUAAACCGCACAAGCCUCGCAAUGGUCAGAUAGCCAUAAUACCUAAGGGUGACAACCAAUUCCGCUAUGCUAAUUACUCAAUUGAUGAUAAAAUGAAGAAAGGCCCCAUCCUUGGAGUGCUUUUAAAGCAAGAAUAUCCUCUGAUCAUUGAAGGGACAACUAGAGAUGGUCAUCCAUUCAAAUAUCAUGCAAGCAAGUGGGAACACUACUCGCACAUUUUAAGGGAUGAUGCACAAACCCCAGCUGAUCGUGUGAAAGAAGAGUCCUGGGAAGCUAAGCAUGGACCUGGGAAGGGCACUAUAAUAAAUGCCUUUUCCUGCAUGAAAGCUGGCCUUAAGAAUUGUGAUGCCAGUGGCAAUGCUGGCCCAAUUCCAGAACGGGCAAAGAAACUUGUUGAUGACUAUAAUGAAGCAUUGCAAGAAAAGUAUCCAGAGAACUGUCAAGAGCAACCUUUUGAUGGUCAAAUUGCAUAUAAUAUUGGUGGUGGCUUGUUGCAUGGUCGUCUUGCAAUAGGAGAUGGUGCUGUCAACAAGGCUACAAUAAUUGAUGCUGCUAAGGCAGGUGGGACAAGGCCAGCAACCUCAAGGGGUUUUCAAAAUCUGUUGGCAAGAUAUGAGGAGUCACUUGCCAACGUUGGUCGCUUAACUCAACAAAAUAUUGCCUUGGUUCAACAAAAUGCUGCAUUGACUUGA